Molecule: messenger RNA, 4446 nt
Organism: Pomacea canaliculata
Lineage: Eukaryota; Metazoa; Mollusca; Gastropoda; Architaenioglossa; Ampullariidae
Product: lysosomal alpha-mannosidase-like
Biological process (GO): mannose metabolic process
Cellular component (GO): lysosome
Molecular function (GO): carbohydrate binding; alpha-mannosidase activity
Source: RefSeq, a predicted model, not a curated record
GACAUUACUGAAGAUCAUGCUGACAGCACAUAUCCCUAGAGAUCACGCGCUCUUGUUUGUGUGUUUUGUCCCUCGGUUGUAUCUUCAACAGACAAAAGGAAGGGGGCGGAUCGAGGCGUUAUUUUGGGGAACUCCGAUGUGAAGUAGUGAGGUCGAGCCAAGGCGGCCAGAACGUGAAUAGUAUAUUUUGCGUGAUCACUCUCAGCACGGACUUCGCCACUCGCUAGCAGAAGACGCAAAGGUUUGAGAUCGCCGAGUCCUGUCACAUGAUCGUCGUUCGUCUUUGUUUUGCUUUACCGAGGACGAUGGCGCCUCGGAUGUUUACUGCGUUUUCUUUACUUGCUACUUUACCUUUUCUGCAAGCAGCUACGCUGAGAAAUGAAAACUUUUUCAGGAGUGACGCAAGCUUGUGGAUAUGGUAGCUGUAAUCCAGUGAAGGAUGACAUGAUCAAUGUACAUAUCGUGCCACAUACCCACGAUGAUGUUGGCUGGCUGUUGACCGUAGACCAGUACUACUACAAAGAGGUGCAGUACAUCCUAGAUUCAGUGAUUCCUGAGCUUCUGAAUGAUCCUUCAAAAAGAUUCAUCUACGUUGAAAUUGCUUUUUUUGAACGCUGGUUUCGGGAACAAAAUGACUUCAUGAGACAUUCAGUGAAAAAACUAGUCAGUGAUGGUCGUUUGGAGUUCAUUCUGGGAGGCUGGUGUAUGAAUGAUGAGGCAACAACACACUAUAGUGCCAUCAUUGACCAGCACACACUAGGUUUUGAGUUCCUGCGUCAGAACUUUGGUGACUGCGGACGGCCACGAGUUGGAUGGCAAAUCGACCCUUUUGGUCACUCAAGGGAACAAGCAUCUAUCUUUGCUCAAUUUGGGUUUGACUCCCUCUUCUUUGGCCGUCUGGAUUACCAAGAUAAAAGCAAGCGACAGAAUGACACCACCAUGGAAAUGAUUUGGCGAGGCAGUCCUAAAAAUCUAGGAGCCAAGGCUGAUUUGUUUACUGGAGUGCUUCAGAAUAACUACAGUCCCCCUGAUGGCUUUUGCUUUGAUAUUUUCUGUGAUGAUCCUGAGAUUGUUGAUGACCAACGUCUUCACGAUGUCAAUGUCAGAGAACGAGUAAAUGAAUUUCUUUCAUCCAUCAAGAAUCAGUCUUACCAUUAUUCUACCAACCAUCUGAUGGUGACAAUGGGAAAUGACUUCAACUACCAGGCAGCUCAUAACUGGUUUAAAAUGGACAAGCUCAUCUAUUAUGUCAACCAGCAGCAACUCAAUGGCAGCAAAGUGAAUUUGCUGUAUUCAACUCCCUCCUGCUAUACAUAUCAUGUGAACCGUGCCAAUAAGACAUGGACAACAAAGGAAGACGACUUUUUUCCCUAUGCUCACAGACCUCAUAGCUUUUGGACUGGCUACUUCACCAGCCGGCCCUUGAAAAACUAUGUUCGCCGCACCAACAACUUUUUGCAGGUUGUCAAGCAGAUGGAUGCACUGGCACUUUUGGAGGACACAGAUAACAGUACUUAUAAUCUGCUUAUCCUUGAAAAAUCAAUGGGUGUGGCUCAGCACCAUGAUGCUGUCUCGGGAACUGCAAAACAGGUAGUGACUUAUGACUAUGCAGAAAGGCUGGCAGAAGGUGUAAGUGAAGGGCAGAAAGUAGUUAGUGAUGCUUUCAAGAAGAUGCUUCCUCUGGGCUCUGCAGUACCCCCAGAACGCAGCUUUUGUCCCUUGCUGAACAUCAGUGUAUGCGCUGCAACAGAGACCAACAAACAGUUCCAGGUAACGGUAUACAAUCCUGUGGCCAGAAAUGUUCAAUGGUUUGUCCACCUCCCAGUUAGUGGCACAUCAUAUAGUGUGACUGGGCCUGAUGGUAGCACUGUACCUGCUGAGGUUUUUCCUAUUUCUGAUGACACCAUGCGUAUUCCUGAACGCAAGGGAGCUGUAGCCAAUAAUGAGCUGGUGUUUUCUGUCUCUCUUCCUCCUUUAGGCUUUAAUGUCUACUUUGUCUCCAUGACAUCCGAAGACACAGCUGCAGAAACAUUUCUUAAGCAGCGUUUGUUUGGCUCUGAUAUAGUCCUGGAAGGAAAGUAUAUCUCUCUUACAUUUGAUGGAAAUUCUGGGCUUCUGAAGAGCAUCACUAAUGUAGAGAAGCAAUUGACAAUACCGGCAUCGCAGACCUUCAUGUACUACCUUGGCCAUCCAGGUCUUAACACCAAGCCUGAUGAGCAGGCCUCAGGUGCAUAUGUAUUCAGACCCAACUCGUCCACACCUGUAAAUCUGACUUCAGCACAGCUGGCAUUAAAUACGUACUUUGUCAAGGGUGAGCUAGUACAGGAAGUGUACCAGCAGUUCAGUCCAUGGGUCUCACAAGUCGUGCGUGUGUAUAAUGAUCAGCGUUUUGCAGAGUUUCAGUGGACCGUUGGCCCCAUACCAAUUGCUGACAAGUGGGGCAAGGAGGUGAUCAGUCGGUUCACAACAAAUCUCAACAGCCAGGGAUUCUUCUACACAGAUGCUAAUGGACGUGAAAUUUUAAAGCGACAAUUAAAUCACAGAGAUACUUGGAAUCUUAACCAGACUGAACCAGUUGCUGGGAACUAUUAUCCUGUCAAUAGUCGAAUAUAUAUCAAGGAUGAGAGCAAGCAGCUACAGUUUACAGUGAUGACAGACAGAUCUCAGGGAGGAUCCAGUCUCCAAAAUGGUGCAGUGGAACUAAUGGUUCACCGACGUCUGCUCUAUGAUGAUGCUUUGGGUGUUGCUGAAGCACUGAAUGAAACUGGGGCUGAUGGCAAGGGGCUGGUGGUGCGAGGGUCACAUUAUGUCUUGUUGGAGCCAACAUCAUCAGCAGCAUCUGUCCAUCGUGAUCUUGGACAACGAUUGUAUAUGGCACCAGAAGUGAGCUUCACUGCUGUUGAUGCAAAACAGAGUGACUGGAAAGCAAACUUCCGCACUAUGUGGUCAGGUGUACACUCAAGCCUCCCACCUAAUGUGCAUAUCCUCACACUGGAGCAGUUUCCAGCUCAUGGGCCAGUUCCAAGCAGUGGACAGCCAUUUUUGCUGCGCUUAGAGCACUUUUAUGAGAAUGACGAAGAUGCUGUUCUCUCUAAGCCAGUUACUGUAUCUUUGCAGAAUCUGUUUACAUCAUUUACCAUUGAAUCUGUGAAUGAACUGACCCUUGGAGCUAACCUACCCCUUGCUGACCUCAACAGACUGCAGUGGAAGAGUGCCAGCGGCCUUGACCUGCUUGCUCCAGUCAUGAAAGAUAACUCUCUGCUUUUCAAACCUGAGAAGAAAACUGAUCCCUUGACAAUUACACUGAAUCCAAUGGAAAUUCGAACCUUCCAGAUAAACCUCACCAGUGCCAGGAAGUAGCAGUGGUUAGAUGCCUCUUGCUGAAGUUAUACAUAAAUAAUGAAGCCUUAUCUGGGCAAAGUAUUUAAAAGGUGGACAUUUAUAAUUGUUUAUAUCAUUUGAGGUUCACAAGUUAACAAGAAAGAUUAUAUGCUGUUUUGGGGUUUCAGAAAUCCAAUCUAAGAACCACCAUUUCCAAAAGAAGAGAAAUAUAUUAACACAGAAACAGAUGCUAAUACUUUGUGCACAAAAAUCAUCCUUUGUAAUGUAUAGCAUCACUGAGCCUGAAAUCAGUUGAUAUUGGCUACAUCAUAUUUGCCAGUGUGCUCAUUUAACAACAGCUUUGAGGCAUGUUUUCACUAUUACCUGUGAUUGUUAGGGGUUUUGUUUUUUUUAACAAACUUCUGGUGUGUGUUGCCUGCAUUUCAAAGUGUCUUGGCUUCACACUUUGGAGGUUGGUCUGAAAAAAAAGCUGUAAGCAUGAGGGUCUUUUGGAUCUAUUACCAACUAUGUCAGUCUGUGUAAAAAUUUCCACAGAUCCAGAUCUUAUCCCUUGCUCAGGUAAAAAUAAGAAGUCAUUUGAUAUUCCACAGCUGUAAAUACUUCUUAACUGUAGCUGCAGUAUUUAUAUGCUCUCCCAAUACAUGUUGCCUAGAUUUCAUUGGUUUCUGUAAGUUCGCUACUGAUCACCCAGAAUUAUUCCUCAAAUGUUUUAAAGCCUUGUUCUGAUACCCUAUAUACUUUAUAUAAGAAAUAGCAACUCAUCAAAAGCUACUGGGAUGUCAUAGUGAAAAGAACAAAAAACAAAAAAAACAAAACAAAACAAAAAAAAAGAUGCUUCUGCACUGAAGAAAACCUUUAACCACAAAGCGUGUGUAUGUAGCGGGUCGGGGGUGGAGGUGAAGUUCUUGGAUAUGCAAGCUUCACAACUGUAACAAACAUGAUAAAUUUUUUUUAAACAUAUUUGAUUUAUACAUUCUCAUCUGAUGUUCUCAGAAAUGUUCAUCCAUUAUUUUCAGUGACCUUGCUGAGAGUAUUUUCCACAUGGUACUUUGCUUAAAAACUUUUACACUGAAGACACGAAAGUCAAAAAUUUCUUUAAAAGUA